CGGGGGGCGGGACCGGCCGGCGGCGAAGGAGGCCCUUCUCCUCAGCUCGGCGGCGCCGACGGCGAGGCGGAGACAUGACCGCGGAGCCCAUGAGUGAAAGCAAAUUGAAUACAUUGGUGCAGAAGCUUCAUGACUUCCUGGCACAUUCGUCAGAAGAAUCUGAAGACGCGAAUUCUCCUCCAAGGCUGACUGUGAGCAAAAGUCAAGAUAAAAGCAGUGGGUCUGGAGACAGCCUGAGUCCAAUGGAAAACAGCAAGGAAGAGGGCAAUAGCUCUUCAGAAAGAUCCAAAUCUCUCGGAUCAUCACGUUCUAAAAGGAAGCCUACAGUUGUAACAAAAUAUAUUGGAUCCGAUGAUGAACAGACGCUAGAUGAAAAGAUAAAUGAAGAUGCUUCAAAUGAAAACUCGGAAAACGAUCUUGCUAUGCAAAGUUUGCCUAAAGGUACAGUGGUUGUACAACCAGAGCCAGUCCUGAAUGAAGACAAAGAUGAUUUUAAGGGGCCUGAAUUUAGAAGCAGAAGUAAAAUGAAAACUGAAACUCUCAAAAAGCGAGGAGAAGAAGGGCUGCAUGGAAUUGUAAGCUGCACAGCUUGUGGACAGCAGGUGAACCAUUUUCAAAAAGAUUCCAUUUAUAGACAUCCUACACUGAAAGUUCUUAUUUGUAAGAAUUGCUACAAAUAUUACAUGAGUGAUGACAUUAGCCGUGAUUCUGAUGGAAUGGAUGAACAGUGUAGAUGGUGCGCGGAAGGUGGAAACUUGAUUUGUUGCGACUUCUGCCAUAAUGCCUUCUGCAAAAAAUGCAUAUUGCGUAACCUGGGCCGAAAAGAGCUGUCGGCCAUAAUGGAUGAAAACAACCAAUGGUAUUGCUACAUUUGCCACCCAGAGCCUUUACUGGACUUGGUCACUGCCUGUGACAGCGUGUUUGAGAAUUUAGAACAGUUAUUGCAGCAGAGCAAAAAGAAGAUGAAAGUUGAAAACGAAAAGAGUAAUAAAAUCUAUGAUGCGCACAAAUUCUCUCCAAAGAAAAAUAAUGCAAAUUGUAAUGGAGAAGAAAAAAAAUUCAACGAUUCUUACUCUGGCUCCAUAACUUACUCUUACACAGCACUCGUGGUGCCAAAAGACAUGCUUAAAAAGGCAAAAAAACUGAUCGAAACCACAGCGAAUAUGAACUCUAGUUUUGUAAAGUUUUUGAAGCAAGCGGCCGAUAAUUCGGAAUUGAACUCAAACGUGAAACUCCGCCAGCUGAAAGCGUUUAAAUCCGUUUUGAGUGACAUCAAGAAGGCGCACCUGGCGUUGGAAGAUGGUCUAAAUUUGGAGAUUCAGGCUUUGGAUGUUCAAAGCAAGGAGAAAAGUACCAAAGAGCGUGAAACCGAAAAUACUAAACCAGAAACUGAAGCAAAAAAGGUAGAGAAAAACCACUGUGAGUCAGAAGACAAGAGCACGCCCAAGUUACACGAGAAACCGUCGGAAAAGGCUCAUCCUGAGACCACGGAUCGGAGUGCUCCGGGAGGGCCCAAAGCGGGAAGCAAGAGCACCAGUCGCGAAGACAGGAAAUCGAAUUCAAACGAAGAGCCGCAGUAUGAGCCAGCCAACACUUCGGAGGCCUUAGACAUGGACAUUGUGUCUGUCCCUUCUUCAGUCCCCGAAGACAUCUUCGAGAAUCUGGAGUCGGCUAUGGAAGUCCAGAGUGCCGCAGAUUUUCAGGGCGACGGCGGUAGCGGAACGGAACGCGUCACAGAGAGCCCGACAAAAUCCAACGCGGCUUCCAGAGACAGCAGAGGCAGUAUCAAGUUAAAAGCCACGGCAAAAGUAACGAAAGAACUGUAUGUUAAAUUAACUCCCGUUUCCCUCUCUGAUUCCCCAGUCAAAGCCACCGAAUGUCAGGAUGUGUCGCAAGAAAAGGAAGAUGACCAGAAUCCUGCUGCUACUCCCAAGUCCGAGAACGGCGCGCCGGGAAAAGAAAGCCAUAGCACUGAUGACGAGCCUUCAGUUGAGAAUGACGUUCCCUGUUUGGUGGAGGAACCUGACCUCAGGAGGUCCCCACGGGUCAAGACCACUCCGUUAAGGCGGCAGGCCGAAAACAAUCCAGUGACAUCCAACUCUGAAGAGGAAGGCCACGAUGCGUACAACGAGAAACGUAAACGGAAGCCCCCCGGGCAGGUAAAGAAAAAGGACAAACGCGGUUCUUCGGAGGUCGCGAUGGGUAGCCCUAAACCGAACAAGCAGCCUAGAUCCAAACCGCUAGAAGCUGUGGAUCAGAGUUCAGAUUCCGACGAGAUGCCCGCCGUCCUCAAGGAGGUGGCCAUGAUGAGUCACAGUUCCUCCGACACCGAUGCCCACGAAACCCAGGGGAGGGUUGAGAAGGCCACUUCGGGCGACCCAAAGAGCGAGGCCCUGAAAAGCGACAAAGGAAAGCGAAAAAGGAAAAGCUCCACCUCCGGUUCGGAUUUUGACGUCCAGAAGGGGCCGGCAACGAAAAACUCCACAACUGCUAAGAAGAAACGGCAGAACCAUUCAGAUUCCUCCAAUUAUGACUCGGAGCUAGAAAGAGAGAUCAAAAGCAUGAGCAAAAUCCGGCCUGCCAAAAAAUCCAAGAAGAAGUGCCCCACGAAAGAGAGUUUGGAUUCUUCUGAAGAAGAAAAGCAAAGCAAAAAAGGGGCAGGUAAGCGAGAGAGGAAGAGAAAUUCCAAGAACGAGCAGGACGAAUCGUCAUCCGACGGCGCUGAGGUUCGAGAGAGAGAAAAGAGCUCCGGCUUUUCCGACGGCACGGAUGACAAAGGGAAGCCAAACGCAGAGUUAAGGGUGUCGAGAUCCAAGAAGCAGCAACAGGGUGAUUCGUCUGACGAUUCCGGCAAAUGGGCCGGAGAGAAAGAGGGGAGCUGCAAUUCCCCUCGAGGGAAAAAAGAAGGAAGCAAAGAAAAGCAGAGCCUCCGGCCCCCCAGCCGUAAGGAGGCACGCGAUGGGUCAUCCGAUGAGGCUGAAGAGCCACCCCACCAAAACGAGGGGAGCGGUGACUCUUCUGAAGACAAAAAGAAGCAGAAGGACGAAGGAAUCGAAGUGAAAGAAAGCUCGAGGAGGAAAAGCAGCAGGAGGGAGCAGGACGGAUCGUCGUCAGACAACGCCGAGAAGUUCCCGGGGAAAGAAGAGAACUGCCAUUCUCCGGAAGACCAAGUGUCGUCCGGGAAGGGCACCCCUGAGAUGGAAACGAAAAGCAGGAAGUUGAGAGAGAGGACCUCUAAAAAAAAAGAUAAGUUAUUGGAUGACGCCGACAGGUCAUCAGAGCAAGUGGAGAGCUGCGAUUCUUCGGAAGACAGAAAGAACUCCACGGGGCCGUCCGUUAAAGAAGCCACAAGGGGGAAGGCCAACGAGAGGAGUUCUAAGAAGGGGGAGGACAGUUCAUCUUCUGACGCGGAGAAGUCCCCAAUAAAAGAAGACAGUUGUGACUACUCUGACGAGACGAGAAGAAAAAGACUAGAAUCCAGGGAGAGAAGAAAGCAGAAUGUCGGUCGGAACUCCAAAGAAUUGCCCGGCGGCUCGUCAGCAUCUUCCGAACCCGACGAGAUUUGUUCCGAAGACGAGAGGAAGCGGAGGGAAAAAAAAAACGCAGCCAAGAAUGCCAAAAAGGGAAGCACGAAAGAGGAGAAGAGAAAUUCCAGAAAGCAGCAAGACAUCACUUCCUCCUCUUCCGAAGAAAUGGGCGACGAUGACCAGAACUCAGCAGGCGAGGGAAGCAGUGAUGAGCAGAAAAUUAAGCCAGUGACUGAGAACUUAAUCCUGUCCUCAAAUGUUGGAUUUUGCCAGUCUUCAGGAGAUGAAGCAGAGACUAAAUCGGUGCCUGUCACCAUGGAUGAUGAUGAUGAUGACGAUGAUCCUGAGAAUAGAAUCGCUAAGAAGAUGCUGUUGGAAGAAAUCAAAGCUAAUCUUUCGUCAGAUGAAGAUGGAUCGUCCGAUGAGGAACCCGAAGAAGAGAAAAAGAGAACUGGAAAACAAAAUGAAGGGCAUUCAGGAGAUGAUGAGGAGAAUGAUGCGGAAGACAAUUCUGAAUCAGACUCGGACUCUGAAGAAUCUAAGAAGCCGAGAUAUCGACACAGAUUGCUGAGACACAAAUUGUCCAUGAGCGAUGGAGAGUCAGGAGAGGAGAAGAAGGCGAAGCCUAAAGAAACCAAGGAAACCAAACGCAGAAGUCGGAGAAAAGUGAGCAGCGAAGAUUCGGGUGAUUCGGACUUCCAAGAAUCUGGAGUCAGCGAAGAAGUUAGUGAGUCUGAAGAUGAACAGCGGCCCAGAACGAGAUCUGCGAAGAAAGCAGAAUUGGAAGAAAACCAACGGAGCUAUAAGCAAAAGAAGAAAAGGCGGCGUAUUAAAGUUCAGGAGGACUCUUCAAGUGAAAACAAGAGUAAUUCGGAAGAAGAGGAUGAAAAUGAUGAUUCAAAAUCUCCUGGUAAGGGGAGGAAGAAAAUUCGAAAGAUUCUUAAAGAUGAUAAACUAAGGACAGAAACCCAGAACGCCCUGAAAGAGGAGGAAGAGAGGAGAAAACGAAUUGCCGAACGAGAACGAGAGAGAGAAAAAUUAAGAGAGGUAAUAGAAAUUGAGGAUGCCUCACCUGUAAAAUGUCCAAUAACAACCAAAUUAGUGUUGGACGAAGAUGAAGAAACUAAAGAACCUUUAGUACAGGUUCAUAGAAACAUGGUCACCAAAUUGAAACCCCAUCAAGUCGAUGGCGUUCAGUUUAUGUGGGAUUGUUGUUGUGAAUCUGUGAGAAAAACAAAGAAGUCCACAGGCUCGGGAUGCAUCCUUGCCCAUUGUAUGGGUCUUGGCAAGACAUUACAGGUGGUGAGUUUUCUUCAUACAGUUUUGUUGUGCGACAAACUGGAUUUCAGCACGGCCCUGGUGGUAUGUCCCCUCAACACCGCCUUGAACUGGAUGAAUGAAUUCGAGAAGUGGCAGGAUGGAUUAGAAGAUGAUGAGAAGCUUGAGGUCUCCGAAUUAGCAACUGUGAAGCGUCCUCAAGAGAGAAGCUACAUGCUCCAGAGGUGGCAGGAAGAUGGAGGCGUCAUGAUCAUCGGCUACGAGAUGUACCGCAAUCUCGCUCAAGGAAGGAAUGUGAAGAGUAGAAAGCUGAAGGAAAUAUUUAACAAAGCUCUGGUGGAUCCAGGCCCAGACUUUGUUGUUUGUGACGAAGGCCAUAUUCUAAAAAACGAAGCUUCGGCUGUUUCUAAAGCCAUGAAUUCCAUACGAUCAAGAAGGAGGAUUAUUUUAACUGGAACACCACUACAGAAUAACUUAAUAGAAUAUCACUGCAUGGUUAAUUUUAUUAAGGAAAAUUUGCUUGGUUCAAUUAAGGAAUUCAGGAAUCGAUUUAUUAACCCCAUUCAAAAUGGUCAGUGCGCCGAUUCAACCAUGGUGGACGUCAGAGUGAUGAAAAAGCGUGCCCAUAUUCUGUAUGAGAUGUUGGCUGGAUGCGUUCAGAGGAAAGAUUACACCGCAUUAACAAAGUUUUUGCCACCAAAACAUGAGUAUGUGCUAGCUGUCAGGAUGACGUCAAUUCAGUGCAAGCUUUAUCAGUACUACCUGGACCACUUAACAGGUGUAGGUUGCAGUAGCGAAGGGGGAAGGGGCAAAGCAGGAGCGAAACUCUUCCAGGAUUUCCAGAUGUUGAGCAGAAUCUGGACUCACCCUUGGUGUUUGCAGCUGGACUAUAUUAGCAAAGAAAACAAGGGCUAUUUUGAUGAAGACAGUUUGGAUGAAUUCAUAGCUUCAGAUUCCGACGAGACCUCAAUGAGCUUAAGCUCCGACGAUUAUGCUAAGAAAAAAAAAUCCAAGGGGAAAAAAGGAAAAAAAGACAGCAGCUCCAGUGGCAGCGGCAGCGAUAACGACGUCGAAGUGAUAAAAGUCUGGAACUCAAGAUCUCGAGGAGGAGGGGAAGGGAACGUGGAUGAACCCUCAAAUAACCCCACGGCCUCCGUAAAGCAAGAGGAAAGUAAACCCACUUCCUCUUCCAACCCGGGCAGUCCAGCCCCAGAUUGGUACAAAGACUUCGUUACCGAUGCUGAUGCGGAAGUAUUGGAGCAUUCUGGAAAAAUGGUACUUCUCUUCGAAAUUCUGCGGAUGGCAGAGGAACUUGGGGAUAAAGUGCUUGUUUUUAGCCAAUCUCUCAUAUCAUUGGACUUGAUUGAAGAUUUUCUUGAGCUGGCUAGUAGGGAGAAGUCGGAUGAUACAGAUAAGCCUCUUAUUUAUAAAGGUGAAGGGAAAUGGUUUCGAAACAUCGAUUACUAUCGUUUAGAUGGCUCCACCACUGCCCAGUCAAGAAAGAAAUGGGCCGAAGAGUUCAACGAUGAAACUAACGUGAGGGGCCGGUUGUUCAUCAUUUCAACCAAAGCAGGAUCUCUUGGCAUUAACCUAGUAGCUGCUAAUCGUGUGAUCAUCUUUGACGCCUCUUGGAAUCCAUCCUACGAUAUCCAGAGUAUAUUCAGGGUUUAUCGCUUUGGACAAAAUAAACCUGUGUACGUGUACAGAUUCUUAGCUCAGGGAACCAUGGAAGAUAAAAUCUACGACCGGCAAGUAACGAAGCAGUCCCUGUCAUUCCGCGUUGUUGACCAGCAGCAGGUGGAGCGCCAUUUUACCAUGAAUGAGCUCACCGAGCUCUAUACUUUUGAGCCAGAUUUGUUGGAUGAUCCCAAUUCGGAAAAGAAGAAGAAGAGAGAUACCCCCAUGCUACCCAAGGACACCAUCCUUGCGGAAUUACUGCAGAUACAUAAAGAACACAUAGUGGGCUACCAUGAACACGACUCUCUUUUGGACCACAAAGAGGAAGAAGAGUUGACGGAGGAGGAGAGGAAGGCAGCGUGGGCCGAGUACGAAGCAGAAAAGAAGGGCCUGACCAUGCGUUUCAACAUGCCGACCGGGACCAAUUUGCCCCCUGUCAAUUUCAACUCUCAGACUCCUUAUCUUCCUUUCAAUUUGGGGGCCCUGUCAGCAAUGAGUAAUCAACAGCUGGAGGACCUCAUUAAUCAAGGGAGAGAGAAAGUUGUGGAAGCCACAAACAGUGUGACGGCAGUGAGGAUCCAGCCCAUCGAGGACAUCAUUUCAACGAUAUGGAAGGAAAAUAUGAAUCUGACAGAAGACCAAGUGCAGGCUUUGGCACUGAGUAGACAAGCCAGCCAGGAGCUCGACGUGAAACGCAGAGAAGCAAUCUACACUGACGUGUUGACAAAACAGCAGAUGUUAAUCAGUUGCGUUCAGAGGAUCCUUAUGAACAGAAGACUCCAGCAGCAGUACAAUCAGCAGCAGCAGCAACAAAUGUCCUAUCAGCAAGCCGCCCUCAGUCACCUCAUGAUGCCAAAGCCUCCCAGUUUAAUCAUGAACCCCUCCAACUACCAGCAGAUUGAUAUGAGAGGAAUGUAUCAGUCGGUGGCCGGAGGCUUGCAGCCCCCUCCCCUCCAGCGGGCCCCACCCCCAAUGAGAGGCAAAAAUCCGGGACCUUCCCAAGGGAAAUCGAUGUGAUUUUGCACUACAAGCAAUGGAAGAUCUUUUAUUUUUUUAGGAAUCAAUGGCUCUCCAGAACUCAACUGUAGAAAUAGUCUGCCCACCCCCCCACACUGCCCCCGACACCCCCCACCCCCUUCCCACACCACGCGCUCCGCGGUAGCUUUUGGGAUUUUCUUUCGACAGGGACACGCCAUUCCCCCCCCUCCAUUCCCCACCUCGGGGACGUUGCCUAGAACCUUCUUACACAUGGCGAGGGCGGGAGAGAUUGCCAAUCGUUUUCAGUGAAAACAAGUCCUUCCGUAACAGUAGCAGCUCCGCGCUCCCCACCUUUUCUCCUCCUCCCCCCUCCCCGCCCACCCCAGUUUCCCCCUCUAGACUCGACUCCCCCGCCUGCUUCUCGCAAAGCCUUCAGACCGUCACCAGAUUGAGGCGCUUAGGAAAGAAUACAGAUUUCCACAUUUCUGUCGGUCGCCUGUCACGCGCACACAGCUGAGUUCUUACUUAGACUUGAUUCCUCAAAUUACGGAACACUUUUGUACUUUAACCCAUUUCUUGAAAUUAAAGGGAGAGAAAUGGUCAACUGUCCACUCCACCGAAGUGUGAAAGGGGGGGCUCCUCGGACAGCACCUGUGCCGACCGGAGAGGUAGGAGCUGAAGGGUGGUGCAGACACGCACGCACGCACACACACACACACACACACACACACACACAUACACUCGUACUCAACAGCCCACUGAAGUACCGGGGCCCUGAGCUUCCCGAGGAAUCCCGUGUCGCCCUCGACCUCGUGCCCACGGCCUUAUGGACGGCGUCGAAGGAGUCCCAUCUCCUCCUCCCCCGCCCCCAGACGUCGGCGCUUUCCCAAGCGGGGAGGGGGCCGCGGUUCGCCGGCGUGGGCCGGGCUUCAUCCCGUUGCCGGCAAGGGGGUGAAGGCGGCAGGGGCGGUCCUCGGGGACUCGCCAAGGUGGAAACGCCGUUGCCGAGGUUAGAGGGGCCGCGGCGGGGGUGGGCUUUACCCCGUUUCCAGGGCAGGCGGUAUCGGGAGGUCAGUCCUGUUAGAGGUGAGGCUUUCUGGCUCCCGGCCUCCGCCCCCUGCAUUUUCUUCCGAACACGAAUCCACCACCAGAAGAGUGAGUACCUCGGUGAGUUUCAGGCCGGGGGGCCAUCCUUCUGCCGGAAAGCUUCCUCCCUGCUUCGGCUGGGGGGGCGGUGAGUAAGUUCUCCGGACUUGCGGUCCGGUUUGGUGAAGCGUCUCUCCUUUGCAUACGAUUUGGUCGAUGGAGUCUCCGGAGGACCAGGUUCGGCCGGUUGCGGAAGCCGACUCAGAGCGACGGGAAGCUCUCUGAGACGACGUGGCAACGGGGAGCGGAAAGAGCUCGGGAAUGCGGGAGAAAUGGGACAGCUUGGCCGGGCGAUCCGUCCCCAGGUAUCGCUGGCCUCGUGUGAGUGGCUGGCCUCGGCUAAACCUCUUCUGGGCUCUAGAAUCACUAUCAGAGGAUUUUGUUUUCUCUCUCCGUCGGACUAGCGUUUUGGAAUCGGGAAAAAAAAGGCACCCGGCGUGAGGUACUCUGUUUUCGGUGAAGCUUUCGGUUUUGGUUCGCUCUCUAGAGUCGGCGCCGUCUGGUGCGAGAUCGAGGAGCCGGGUCGUGGCCGUGAAUUUCUCCCGCUCAACCGUCUCGGUAGACCCGGGGCCCGUGGUGGCGGAGGGGCGGGGUUGUCAUUCUCCCCGACGGAGCCCCCGUGAAGAGAGAACGUGGGGCAGAGGGUGCCGGGCUAGGUCCGAGUGCAAGUUUGGACACUCCCGCCGGUCGUCUGUUAAUCCCGAGCUCUAGAACUGGGGUGGGUGAGCGGAGGAAGCGGGGAGCAGGCGCGGAUUCACUUUAGAAGGGAACGACAGAUCGAGGCAGACGCUGGAAGGAUGCGGGUUCCGGGCGGCCGUCUCCGUUUACCCCCGGGCGUCCCGACGGCGGGACGCGACUCUUCAGCACGGGCCGGUAAUCCGCUCGAGGGUUUUAGAUGUGGAAGUUGGAGGCAACGCUGUAAAAGAUGCAUUUUUUUUUCCCCACCCCGGAUGAAACUCCGGAAUAACGGCUAGGAAGACGAAUUGGAAACCGGAAACGAAACUUGGACCACUUUGCAUACACUCUUCACUUGACAUUUUAGCUGCAUAAUAUGUGCUUUGAGUAUAACAUCGAGCUUUAACCAAUAUUUAAGGACAAAAUGACAUCACUAAGGUAAAGAGUCUCAUUUUUCUAUUUGUUUUAGAUGUUUUAACUAGUUGCAAUGGCUUAAGAAAAUGAUGAUUAAAAUUGUUGCUUGUAAUACAACCUUGCCUGCUCAAUUCUCCACAUUUUGUAACCUGUUUAUUCCUUUGGAUGUAAAGCGUUUUUGCUUAGUAUCGUGAUAUUGUAUAUGUUUUGUCCCAGUUGUAUAGUAACGAUUCAGUCCAUCAAACCAGCUUUGGCUGCUGAAAUCAUACAGCUGUGAAGACUUGCCUUUGUUUCUGUUAGACGGCUUUUCAGUUCUGUAUUCAAUAUCUUAAGUACUGUAGAAAAGAUGUCAACUCUUCCUAUAAGGCUGUUUUGUAAUAUAUAAGGACUGGAAUUGUGUUUUUAAAGAAAAGCAUUCAAGUAUGACAAUAUACUAUCUGUGUUUUCACCAUUCAAAGUGCUGUUUAGUAGUUGAAACUUAAAACUAUUUAAUAUCAUUUAAUAAAGUGACCAAAAUACA
This is a messenger RNA of Ornithorhynchus anatinus (platypus), 10215 nucleotides long. It is a transcript of the gene ATRX, whose product is annotated as ATRX chromatin remodeler. The transcript has 35 exons. Gene Ontology annotation, molecular function: ATP binding; ATP-dependent chromatin remodeler activity. NCBI's taxonomy places the organism in Eukaryota, Metazoa, Chordata, Mammalia, Monotremata, Ornithorhynchidae. Bases 75 to 7499 code for a protein of 2474 amino acids. The record is from RefSeq and is a predicted model, not a curated record.